AUGUCGGACAUUGCCAAAGGCGUCAGCAACUUGGUUGCCUCCAUCUUCGAGAUCAUCAAGGGUAUCUUUGUCACCGUGUACAACGUCUUCGAAGGUGCAUUGAACGCGGUCAUUGGUCUCCUCAAAAACACCUUCAACUUGGCUGAAGGUGUGCUUGGCUUCCUCAUCGGAAACAUCUUCAUCAUCGGAACGCUGUGCGCAGUCUACUUCGGGUAUGUCUUGUACCAGCAACGUCAGGGCAAACAACCGGCUCCAGUCUCGAAGGUGGUGACGGGGAAGACUCAAUGA
This is a messenger RNA of Fonsecaea multimorphosa CBS 102226, 288 nucleotides long. RefSeq lists its product as uncharacterized. Bases 1 to 288 code for a protein of 95 amino acids. The transcript is spliced from 2 exons. Lineage: Eukaryota; Fungi; Ascomycota; Eurotiomycetes; Chaetothyriales; Herpotrichiellaceae. The record is from RefSeq and is a predicted model, not a curated record.